Molecule: messenger RNA, 504 nt
Organism: Phyllotreta striolata
Lineage: Eukaryota; Metazoa; Arthropoda; Insecta; Coleoptera; Chrysomelidae
Source: the annotation of a GenBank genome assembly
CGUUUAUCAAUUAGUAGCAUCAAAAUGUUCAGGUUAUUUGUGAUAUGUGUUUUGGCAACGGGAAUAAAGGCUUUAACAGAAGAGCAAAUACAGUUGAUGAAUUCCCUUCAUGCUGAAUGCCAAGGACAAACCGGAGUUUCUGAGGAUGUUAUAAAUCAAGCAAAAGCUGGUGAAUUUCCCCAAGACAACGCUUUGAAAUGUUACAUGAAAUGUGUUUUCGACGAAGUUGGCAUUAUUGGUGAUGAUGGAAAACUGGAUAUUGAAGGAGCCUUGGCUAUAUUACCCGAAGAAAUGAAAGAUGUAGCUACUCCUGUAGUAGUAAAAUGCGAUACUCAAGCUGGAUCUGACAUCUGCGAUGCUAUAUUUAAUACACUAAAAUGUUACUGGGACACCGACAAAAGGGCAUUCUUCUUACCAUAAAGCAGUUUCCUGACGAGGUUAUCUUUUAGUUACAUUAGUUAAUGAACAAUUCCUACCGAUAUAUUACUAGUGUUUUAAUGUGGC